ACGCAAUUCCACUAUUCAGUCCGCCGAUCCCUCACAGUAUUCAAGAUGACGAUGUGUAUUUCGAAGAAUGUAUCACGGAAAUUAACAAAAGGCUAAGGGACUAUGGUACCUUAUACCCGGAUAGUUUGGAAGCCAUGCGUAAUGAGUACGUAGUUGCGAUACUCCAUACAGCUCUCCAUAUCUUCAGGGAUGAAACAAAAAAAGAAUUUAGCAUGAGGCUACAACAAGAAAUUAUCGGGGAAGAAAGUUCCGGGCGUGUCGAUUAUGCAAUUAAGGCAAGCGAAUCCGCCUAUACGAUCGAAUUUAACAAAAAAUCCUUGGAUAAGGACUCGGAAGAAUGUCAGGCUUUGCAUAAGAAUGUGAAAAAGGUUUUGGAAAUGAUUGUCGGAUUAUUAAAGGAUAGGGCAUGUGUUGAAAAAUCGCCAGCAAACGAUCAAGAAGUUCAUUUUUAUGAUA
Messenger RNA from Ambispora leptoticha, 456 nucleotides. The record is from the annotation of a GenBank genome assembly. Lineage: Eukaryota; Fungi; Glomeromycota; Glomeromycetes; Archaeosporales; Ambisporaceae.